Molecule: messenger RNA, 2814 nt
Organism: Cheilinus undulatus (humphead wrasse)
Lineage: Eukaryota; Metazoa; Chordata; Actinopteri; Labriformes; Labridae
Gene: ccdc106a
Product: coiled-coil domain containing 106a
Exons: 8
Coding region: 114-1319 (401 amino acids)
Cellular component (GO): nucleoplasm
Source: RefSeq, a predicted model, not a curated record
UGAAAUUGUUAUUGUUAGCUUGUUAGCUAGCAGCCGACCUCGUGAAUGGAGAUAUGACGGAGUAAUAACGUCUUAUUACAUGUGCACGAUUAAGUUAUUACAAACGGAAAGUGAUGGAGGACGGAAACAGGACUGAUGCUGCUUCCACAUCUAAGAGCCACGCAGGCUCACUCCACCUGCAGACUCCAAAAAACGAGGAUACCUACGAAAUUGCUAUCCCCUAUGAAGAAGGCAAUUUUGAGCAGCAAGGAUUUUUCAACCAGGAUGCUCAAAAUUUUGAAGAGUCCCCCCAGACGUCUGCCCCGGCUCCAGUCAACAACUCCUACAUGGUGAUUACUAACCUGCGGACCCAGCUUCAGAUCUCCCUGGAGAAAAACUCAUGGCUGCAAAAAAGAAUUGAGGACUUGGAAGAGGAGAGGGACUUCCUCCGUUGCCAGCUGGACCGCUUCAUCUUUUCCACAAAGAGCCAGGGACAGGAGCAGAAUCAGAGCCAGUACAGUAAUGGUUAUGAACCAAGAAGAUUCAACUGGAGAGCCAGACGAGAGGAUGAGCGCCCAGCAGAGCAACAGAAGUCAGACUCACAACAUUUCCCCUCACGUACAUUUGUCCAGCGAAGGCCUGGUCCUCCUACUAUGAUGACAUCCAAAAACCACGUCUCCAAUCCACUUACCAGUCAGCUAGCCUCCAUUAAUGCUUUAUUCAAUUCCACACAAUCCCAGUCUCUCAUGCAAAACCACAGCCAUAGCACUCCCAAUACCACGGUUGGGGGCAGCAGUGGAAACAGUAACAGCGCUUCAAGGUCAUCCAUAAAUGGCAUGAGUGGACAUGGCAGCGUAGGUCAAGAUUCCCUUUCACUCCUGGGAGAAUCUGAUGAGUACUUGGAGCAGGAAGGCUUCCUGGAUGAGGAGGAGAUGAUCUCAGGGGAAGAUGUCAUUUCAGAUACAAUGAACAGCAAAAUACAUCAAAUAAAGAGGAGGCGGGUCUUCAGAGAGAGGCAGAGAGUUAAAGACGCUGCUGGGGUUCUGUUUCGAUACAAGAAGAUCCUGCUCACAUACCAGCGUUUGAAAAAUAUGUCGAAAGCCUUCCAAAUCCAUGGUGUGGACCGCAACACAGUAGCUUCUACCACACCCAUAGCUGAGCUGCUACUGGUGGCCCCUGAGAAGGUGGCAGAGGUUGGGGAAUUUGACCCAUCCAAGGAGAAGCUGCUGGACUAUGCACGACGCUGCUACACUGCUUUGGAUGAGGAGACACUUAACAGGGUGCAGGCCUUGAAAAAGAAUAACAUGCUUCUGCCCAUAUCCUACAGGUUCAGACAUUAAAGGGAGAGAAAGAGUUAUGUCUUGGAAACUUCAAGGCAAGGCUCCAUACGAGGCACAGUUUAGCCCACAGACAUGAGGAGUCACUAUGCUGUCUCAGUGUCCUGGAUCUGGCCAUGUAAAGUGUGUCUGCCAUCCUUUGGUCUUCAGAAGAAUAAACAUUUUAACUUGUCGUUUUACUGUCAUCAUGUUGUACAAGAUUAUCAGUGUUUUCUGCAUAAGUGUAGGAAUAGCAAAAAUCUUUCUGCUUCACCUGAAAAGGGGGGAACAGUAUUCUUAUUUAGUAAAUUGCAUGUCUUUUCGAAUCACAAUCUGUCUUUGCUAUUGGGAUUAUAUGUUAAGGAUUAUUAAAUGAAGAGAACCAUUUUGGCUCGUUCAUGUUUUGACCAUGACGAUUACAGAAAAACAAAGAUUUUUUCUAUCCUUAACAUUUGGACCAACUGGUAAUCAGUAUUUUAUGGAUGUAUUGUCUAGAUCUUUCUUUAAUCUCACAGUCUAAAUGUUUUAUUAAUUAAAUUAUCACCUGUCUAUGUGCAAGUGUGACACAAUCAAAAAAUGAUAAAAUAAUUAGUUUUCAAUCCCACUUUCUGUGUUUUUUAAAAUUAUUUUGCAGUCCUUUUUUUUUAUUCUGGCCAUUUUUACUCACCUUUACGUCUCUCUUGUGUGAGUAGUUUUUAGUCCGUUCAGUCUCAGAUUAAUGACUCCCUGAACUACACUGAUUUACAUACCAUUUCUGCUGCUUUUAAAGAAUGGGAAAACUUCAAAAAGGACACUGCUAUAAUCAUUAGUAAAGACUAGUUCAGUAUUAUGUGGUGCCUUUUUUUCUGACAGUAGCAUAUGUCUGGCCAAAAGACCCCAGUUUUUGAUUCAAAUUUUAAAGCCAAUAAGUUAAUAUGUGUUUGACUUAGAUGCACUAUAACACAUUUACUAUACUAGCAACAAGAAAUUAUGUCUAACUCUUGAUUUGAAUUAAAAAAAAUUAAAAAAUCUGAUGCUGGUCACUAAUCUACAAGACAAAGUAUCAGUUCAGAACAUAAAUCUAGGAAAGAGCUAGGGAAAAAAAUAUUCAUUUGUUUUUGUUUAGGUGAUAGAAUCUACUUUCUUAAAACUGAAAAAAUAUGGAAUACUGAGAUAUUUCAAUAGCCUUUUCCUAAAAGAAAUCAGACACUCGCACAAUGAGACGGAUACUUUUUCAAACGGUUGAAAUGGCAGUUCAACUGCUUACAGAAUUUGCAAAAUCACAGCUGGUUGCAGUGCUCUAUCAAAGGAGUAAUCUACAAUGAAAGACUACUUUAAGUAGGAUAUGUUUAGUAUAUCUGAGCUUCUCUGGAGACUUGUACAUAAAUGAUUUUUAAGGAAAUUAGAUUUUGCCUUUCAUUCAAUAUCAGAAAUCAGUUGGGGAAAAAUGUGCAGCAAAUGAUAUUGCUGCAAAAAUGUUUUUAUUUUGAAACAUGUAUUUUUUAAUUUAAAUUUAUUCAUUAAAGACCCUGUGAGAAAC